GACUUGCUCAGGUAUUUUGAUCUGAUUCUUACGAGAACUUGAAUCUUCCACGUAGUUUAUUCGAUCGAUCGGUUCAAUUUUUCACGGAAUUGUUUAGUGACUUGUGAUCGUGUCGGUUUCGGUAGACGAGAUCGAAGUGGGUGAUUUGUGAGCAACAACAUGAUGAAUCGGCUAUUCGGGAAACCCAAACAAGAGUCUAAUGCUCUCCAAACUCUAGACAAGCUUAACGAGACGCUUGAGAUGCUAGAGAAAAAGGAGAAAGUACUCUUGAAGAAAGCUGGUCAAGAGGUUGACAAGGCAAAAGAAUACACCCGGGCAAAGAACAAACGAGCGGCUAUACAGUGUUUGAAAAGGAAGAGGUUAUAUGAGCAACAAGUUGAACAGCUUGGGAAUUUCCAGCUCCGUAUACAUGACCAAAUGAUUAUGUUAGAAGGCGCGAAAGCAACAACCGAAACUGUUGAUGCAUUAAGGAGUGGAGCUUCUGCUAUGAAAGCAAUGCAGAAAGCAACAAAUAUUGAUGAUGUGGACAAGACCAUGGACGAGAUCAAUGAGCAGACCGAGAACAUGAAACAGAUCCAAGAAGCAUUGGCGACUCCAAUCGGGGCAGCGGCUGACUUCGAUGAGGAUGAUCUUGAAAAAGAGCUUGAAGAUUUAGAAAGUGAAGAGCUUGAAAAUCAACUUCUACAGCCGGCAACAACCGCUCCAUUGCCUUCAGUUCCCGUGCCUGCAGGGCGUCAACCCGCCCGUCCUGUUCCCCAGAAGCGGACUGCUGAGGAAGAAGAACUCGCUGCAUUACAGGCUGAGAUGGCCCUCUAAGGUUAUUUACCUCUCCGAGCAGAGACAUGUAUGCAUUGAUAAACAAGAACAGACGAUGUAUAUAAGGAUCUGAAUCAGAUUAAAUCAGAGCAACUUUU
This is a messenger RNA of Arabidopsis arenosa, 914 nucleotides long. The record is from the annotation of a GenBank genome assembly. Lineage: Eukaryota; Viridiplantae; Streptophyta; Magnoliopsida; Brassicales; Brassicaceae.